AGACAAAAAGUAAUUGGUAGGUACAAUACAUUCAUUUAAUUUUUUCUUGUAGUUUUAAAAAUAGAAAUUAUACCCAGGUUUAGCUUUGCUGAGUUAGUCAGGUCUUUACAAAGUACCAUAUAAAACAAAAUGGACACAAUGAAACGCCCUAUAUAAAAUUUAUGCGAUUGUAAAAAUCUUAUUGUCUAUGAAAAUGAAUUCUAUCAAAGUAAAAUGGAGAAAUUAUUGAUACAAAAUAAGGUUAUUUCAGGAUAGAGCUUCAACAUCUGGACAAUUACAACUUCUAGAAGUUGAGGACGAUUUGAAUUUGCAACAUAAUAAUAUGGCAAGUUCUACUCCUGCUAUUGAGAAUUAUACCGAAGAAAGCAAUAAUUUUAUUGAUGUAGAUAAUGUAGACAAUAUUUAUAAUAGUUCAGUAGACAAUUAUAUGGUAGAAGCAGUUUUACGUGGUGUACAAUCUCUGAGUGAAAAUAAAGUUGAUUUUGAUAAUUCUCAACUCCGACAUGAAGAAAAUUCAAAUAGCGGAGCAAACCUUUUUGAGAAUUCAAAUAGUGGAACAGACCUUUGUGACAAUUCAAAUAACGGAACAGACCUUUGUGACAUUUCAAAUUAUGUAAACAAACAACUCAAACAAGUAGUAGUUUCUAAUGUUAGUGAAAAUAUGGACGCUAGUGAUACUUUUAAUUCCGAACUUGGUCAACUUACAGUUUCUAAAAAUGUGAAGAAAAAUGAAAAAGUAGACUCUGACUCAAAAAUAAACCUCGAAGGACGCAGAAUACUUGAUAUUCAAUAUUUUUUAGAUUCCCUGAUUUUAAUAUCAAACCAUGCGCCUCACUUUGGAUGUUCUCUUCAAAAUUUAAAGGUAACAAAAGAAACAAGAUUUGGAUUAGCAUCUAAAAUAACAUUUAAAUGUAAUAUGUGUCUUUCUACUGAGACUGUGACAACAGUUGAAGAUUUCGAAGAAAUCAAUAAAAGUGCUGUCUUUGGCAUUACUAACGUUGGGUCAGGAUAUGCACAUUCAAAUGAAUUCAAUUCUUCUUUAAAUAUACCAACAUUAUCCUCUAAAACAUAUAACAAGAUACAGGAUAACUUAUCGGACCUUUGGGAAGAAGCGGCCCUAGAAGAAAUGGCAAAAGCUGCCAACGAAGAAAAAAGAUUAGCAAUAGAAUGCGGCGAACUAAGUAAAGACGGUAUCCCUUUAGUUACAGUCGUUUGUGAUGGUGUUUGGGCUAAAAGGUCAUACAGAAUGAACUAUAAUUCAUUUAGUGGGGCUGCUGUAAUUGUGGGUUUCAAAACAAAAAAAGUACUAUUUUUAACAGUGAGAAAUAAAUUUUGCAUCAUCUGCAAAAAAUAUUCCACUGAUACACCACAACAUAAUUGUUACAAAAAUUGGAACGGUUCCUCAAGUGCUAUGGAAGCUAACAUUAUUACUGAAGGAUUUAUUAAGAGUAUUGAAAUGUAUGGAUUAAUUUUUAAUAAAAUGGUUGCCGAUGGAGAUAGCAGCUGCUAUGAUGCUAUAUUGCAAAAGGAUCCAUAUAAAAAUUUUGAUAUUUCUGUUCAGAAGGUGGAGUGCCGAAAUCACUUGCUGAGAAAUUAUCUCAGAAAAAUAAGAGGCCUGACUCAACAAAAGGAUUCUGGGCCUUUGCAACUCCGAAAAGAAGUGAAGUAUGAAAUUAUAAAUCAACAGUAUGAAAUUAUAAAUAAAUCAAUUACCUACGUUACACGUCCAUGAAGUGAUAAUUAAAGUAGGUACUCGUUUAGAUGUUCUUGACUCGGCUCCUUGAUCGCAUAUAAGAUCUACUCGUAUCAGUUCGCAUAUAAGAUCAAUUAAUGAAAACCACAAUUGGUAUUAUCAAAUUCAAGGUCAAUUGCAUGUUACAAAAAUGGAUUUUUGCUACCUUUGCGUUUGGACUCCAAAAGGAAUAAAAAUAGAAAAGAAUCCAAGAAACCAGGUAUUCUGGACCCAAAAAAUGGAAGAAAAAAUAAAAAUAUUUUAUUUGGAGUAUGUUUUGCCUGAAAUUGUUGACAGCAGGGUUAACAGGGGAAUGGCAAUUAGAGAUAAAGAUAAUAUUAAAUAAAGUGUUAUUUUUACUGAA
Molecule: messenger RNA, 2096 nt
Organism: Diabrotica virgifera virgifera (western corn rootworm)
Lineage: Eukaryota; Metazoa; Arthropoda; Insecta; Coleoptera; Chrysomelidae
Exons: 2
Coding region: 323-1732 (469 amino acids)
Source: RefSeq, a predicted model, not a curated record